This is a messenger RNA of Danio rerio (zebrafish), 1925 nucleotides long. RefSeq names its product bone morphogenetic protein receptor type 1Bb (gene bmpr1bb). Gene Ontology annotation, molecular function: protein serine/threonine kinase activity; transferase activity; protein kinase activity. Gene Ontology annotation, biological process: cell surface receptor protein serine/threonine kinase signaling pathway. Lineage: Eukaryota; Metazoa; Chordata; Actinopteri; Cypriniformes; Danionidae. Gene Ontology annotation, cellular component: plasma membrane; membrane. The record is from RefSeq and is marked provisional.
AGGGAAGAAAAGCAGUUUUCCUCCUUGAGUUGGGCAGAAGGAGUGCGUUUGGGCUGACAGAACAAACAGCAUCGAGACCUGAAAGUGUGCGAGUGUGUAGGCUGUGUGUGCGCGUGUGUUUAUGUGUGCGCGCAUCUGAAGAGGCUUUCUGACGGACCGCAGAGAAUGAAGAUGUUGACAGAUCUGAACAUCAUAAAUUCCUGAGGAGCUUCUUCAUUCGUCUGCAGAUUGAGGUGUGUGAGCGUCAGUGGAGGGCAGAUGAUCAUAAACACGGACUGAGUGACACACAGGCUGCCGUCAGUGUGGAGUAGCUGUGGAGCAGUGUGUGUGUGUGUGAGAGUGUUUCCAUGCCCCGGUGGUGCGGGCGGCCGGCUCCAGUCUCAGGGAUGGAGCUCCGGGUACGGACGGGAAACGAAAAGUUCUGGACGUUGAUUCUGCUGGGCGUCUUGUGGAUUUAUUCGUCCGCUCACGCGAACGUGCUGGACACCAUGUUACAGAGGAGUUCUGGAAAGGUAACGGCGGGCCGGAAGGAGACCAACGGCGGCAGCGCAACUUCUGUGAUUCCAGAGAGGAUGUUAUUAUGCCACUGUUACCAUCACUGUCCUGAAGAUUCAACCAAUAAUACCUGCAGGACUGAUGGUUACUGCUUCACUAUGGCGGAGGAAGAGGAAGGAGGCUCGCCUGUGCUCACAUCAGGAUGUCUGUCUUUAGUGGGGUCAGAGUUUCAGUGCAGGGACACUGGAAACGCUCGUCUGAGGAGGAUCCUGGAAUGCUGCACCGAUCAGGAUUACUGCAACCAAGACCUUCAUCCGACACUGCCUCCGCUCAAGACACCCGAUGUUGACAGCUGUGUUAAUGUCAGGUACAGGCGUCAGGGCACACAGACGCGCUACAGUAUGGGUCUGGAGCAGGACGAGAGCUUCAUUCCUGCUGGAGAGUCUCUGAAGGAUCUGAUCGAGCAGUCGCAGAGCUCCGGCAGCGGAUCCGGACUCCCUCUGCUGGUGCAGAGGACCAUCGCCAAGCAGAUCCAGAUGGUGAAGCAGAUCGGGAAGGGCCGCUACGGGGAGGUGUGGAUGGGCCGCUGGAGGGGCGAGCGGGUGGCUGUGAAGGUCUUCUUCACCACAGAGGAGGCCAGCUGGUUCAGGGAGACCGAGAUCUACCAGACCGUCCUGAUGAGACACGAGAACAUACUGGGCUUCAUCGCAGCAGAUAUUAAAGGCACGGGCUCGUGGACGCAGCUGUACCUGAUCACGGAUUAUCACGAGAGCGGCUCGCUGUACGACUACCUGAAGUCCACCACGCUGGACACGCGCGCGCUGCUGCGGCUCUCGUACUCCGCCGUCUCCGGCCUCUGCCAUCUGCACACUGAGAUCUUCGGCACGCAGGGGAAACCGGCCAUCGCCCACCGAGACCUGAAGAGCAAAAACAUCCUGGUCAAGAAGAACAGCACCUGCUGCAUCGCUGACCUCGGCCUCGCUGUCAAGUUCAUCAGUGACACUAACGAAGUGGACAUCCCUCCAAACACGCGUGUGGGCACCAAACGCUACAUGCCUCCAGAGGUGCUGGACGAGAGUCUGAACCGCUGCCACUUCCAGUCCUACAUCAUGGCGGACAUGUACAGCUUCGGCCUGAUCCUGUGGGAGAUCAGCAGGAGAUGUGUGUCUGGCGGCAUCAUGGAGGAGUAUCAGCUGCCGUAUCAUGACCUGGUUCCCUCAGACCCAUCAUAUGAGGACAUGCGGGAGGUGGUGUGUAUCAAGAGGCAGAGACCCUCUUUUGCCAACCGCUGGAGCAGUGAUGAGUGUCUGAGGCAGAUGGGUAAACUGAUGAGCGAGUGCUGGGCUCAUAAUCCUGCGUCACGGCUGACAGCGCUGCGGGUCAAGAAGACGCUCGCCAAGAUGUCAGAGUCGCAGGACAUUAAACUGUGA